GCGGAGGAAGACCGACCCCCCUUCUUGGGUCGGUUACGCACCGGGGAAGGCGGACCAACCCGGCUUUCUUUUUGGAAGACCAGCCCCUUUGGCUCCGGCUUUGCGCCGGAUCGGGACCGAGCCGGCCUCCUUGCCUGCCCGCCCGAGGGCGCCGGCAACGCGGAGGGGCGUCUCUAAUUGCCCGCCCGCCUGCUUUUCUCGCCGCAAAGGGUGCGAGCCAGCCGGGGCGAGGAUUUGGAGCGGAGACCGGCUUUUGGCCCCGGGUGGGGGCUGGAGGGAGAUGCAGGAAGCCAGCUCGCUCUAGGCCGAGCUCCUCCUCCCCUCUGCCCAUAGCUUCUCCUUCUCCCCCCCCCAGCCAACAUCCUCCCCCCUCCAGAUGCUUUGCCGCUGAUGCAUCGCCGGAUCCGGCAAAAAAGAUGGGUUUCAAGAUGGGUUUUUUGCACCAGCUCUACCUUCUCCUCUGGAAAAACGUCACCCUCAAGCGACGGAGCCCGUGGGUGCUGGCUUUCGAGAUCUUCAUCCCCUUGGUCCUCUUCUUCAUCUUACUGGGUCUGCGGCAGAAGAAACCCACCAUUCCUGUCAAAGAAGUCUCAUACUACACGGCAUCACCGCUCACCUCGGCCGGGAUUUUGCCGGUGAUGCAGUCCUUGUGCCCGGACGGCCAACGUGACGAGUUCGGAUUCUUGCAGUACUCCAACUCCACGGUGACGCAGCUGCUGGAGCGGCUGAACGAGGUGGUGGAAAAAAGUAACUUAUUUGAUCCCGAUCAUGCUGGCUUGGAAGAAGAGCUGGAGUCUUUGAGGCGCCACCUGGAGUCGUUCGGCAGCAACGAGCCGGGCACGAUGGAGACCCACUUCAGCGACCAGGCGGCUUCUGGCUUCACGCUGGACUCCGUGGCCAAGGACCGAGCCGAAUUCCACCGGUUCCUCAAGCAGAACCUUUCCUUGUCCAACGAGACGGUGGAGAUGCUGACGGCGUCCAGCAUUAACCUGAAAGAGGUGUACCGGUUGUUCUUCGGCACCUCUCCUGCCUCCGCGGAAGGUUUUCACGAGCCCUGGGACCGAUUUGGCACAGCAGAGAAACUCCUUCACCUGGAAGAAAGCCUUCUCGGCAGCCUGCGGACGGUAGAGGAUGGGCUGGUCCGCCAAGCCUUGCGUCACCCCCAGAAGAAGAGCCCCCCCAAAAAAGCUCUCCUCCACCUCCUCUCUCAGGCCUUGGGCCUCACCAGUCCUGCUCCGGAGCCGUCCAGCUCUUACACCCCGCAGGCCUUCGUGAAGGACAUGGAGAACGUCUUGUUCACGCCGGCUGUGCUGGAGAGCCUCACCUGCCAGCAGCGCCAGGACGAGCUGAAGCAGAUCCUGAACCUCCCGGAGAGGCAGCGCCCCCUCUUGCGAGCGUACCAGGCCGCCGUCUGCAACAAGAGCGCCAGCCGGCACAAGGACUAUUUUGGGCAGCUGGCCUCGGAGCUGAAAGACCAGCUGGACGCAGAAAAGGUCAUCAGGAAGUUGAAACUGGACGAGGUGAACAGCACGGCCGCCCGGAAUCGUCUCCACGCCCUGCUGGAGGACCUGAUGGAGAUGCAGACCGUCUUGAAGGACGUGGACAUCCUGUCGGCUUUGGCCAAGCUGCUCCCCAAGGGGGCCUGUUCGACCAAGGCUCCCCAGCCGGCCGCUUCCAACGCCACCGCCAGCUCGGCCGGAGGGAACUUCACCUCCGGCACAAACUCCAGCACCGAGGACGGUGUCAAGGGGGAGAGCGAAGCCCCCGCCGAGAACCCCCAGUGCUCGGCCUUUGUCCAGCUUUGGGCCGGGUUGCAGCCGAUCCUCUGUGGCAACAACCGAACCAUCGAGCCGGAAGCUUUGAAACAGGGGAACAUGAGUUCGUUAGGCUUCACCAGCAAAGAACAGAGGAAUCUGGGCCUCCUCGUCCACCUGAUGACCAGCAACCCCAAGAUCCUCUAUGCGCCCGUGGGCACUGAAGUCGAUAAGGUCAUCCUGAAGGCCAACGAGACCUUCGCCUUUGUCGGGAACGUGACGCACUACGCUCAGGUCUGGCUCAACAUCUCGGCCGAGAUCCGCAGCUUCCUGGAGGAGGGGAAACUGCAGCAGCGGAUCCUCUGGCUACAACAGAUCGCCGCGGAUCUUCACAAGCACCCCGAAAUCCUGAACGUUUCGGACAGCGACCUGCUCCACAACUUCAUGGAGAGCAACUUCUCCUUGUCUAACGCCAGCGCGCUCCUCCAGCAGCUGGACACCAUCGACAAUGCCGCCUGCGGUUGGAUCCAGUUCAUGUCCAAGGUCAGCGUGGACAUCUUCAAAGGCUUCCCUGACGAGGAGAGCAUCGUCAACUAUACUCUGAACCAAGCCUACCAGGACAAUGUGACGGUCUUUGCCAGUGUCAUCUUCCAGACCAGCAAGGACGGCACUUUGCCCCCGCACGUCCUCUACAAGAUCCGGCAGAACUCCAGUUUCACAGAGAAGACGAAUGAGAUUCGCCGAGCGUAUUGGCGACCUGGCCCGAACACGGGGGGACGAUUCUACUUUCUCUACGGCUUCGUUUGGAUCCAAGAUAUGAUGGAGCGAGCCAUCAUCAACACCUUUGUGGGCCAUGACGUGGUGGAACCCGGGAAUUAUGUACAGAUGUUUCCGUAUCCCUGUUACACGCGUGACGACUUCCUGUUUGUUAUUGAGCACAUGAUGCCACUCUGCAUGGUCAUCUCGUGGGUCUACUCGGUGGCCAUGAUGAUCCAGCACAUUGUGGCCGAAAAGGAGCACCGACUGAAAGAGGUGAUGAAGAUGAUGGGACUGAACAACGCCGUCCACUGGGUGGCCUGGUUCAUCACCGGCUUCGUCCAGCUCUCCAUCUCCGUGACGGCCCUCACCGCCAUUCUCAAGUACGGGAAGGUCCUGAUGCACAGCGAUGUCCUGAUCAUUUGGCUGUUCCUCGCCGUCUACGCGGUGGCCACCAUCAUGUUCUGCUUCCUGGUCUCCGUGCUGUACUCCAAAGCCAAGCUGGCUUCGGCGUGCGGUGGCAUCAUCUACUUCCUCAGCUACGUCCCCUACAUGUACGUGGCCAUCCGGGAAGAGGUGGCCCACGAUAAAAUCACCGCUUUCGAGAAGUGCAUCGCUUCGCUCAUGUCCACCACGGCCUUCGGGCUGGGCUCCAAGUACUUCGCGCUCUACGAGGUGGCGGGAGUGGGCAUCCAGUGGCACACCCUUAGCCAGUCGCCGGUGGAAGGGGACGACUUCAACCUUCUUCUCUCCAUCAUGAUGCUGGUCGUUGAUGCUGUGGUCUAUGGGGUGCUGACCUGGUACAUUGAGGCCGUGCACCCAGGAAUGUACGGCCUCCCCCGGCCCUGGUAUUUCCCCCUCCAGAAAUCCUAUUGGCUGGGAAACGGACGCACCGAGACGUGGGAGUGGACGUGGCCGUGGUCCCGGACCGCCCGCUUGAGCGUCAUGGAGGAAGACCAGGCGUGCGCCAUGGAGAACCGGCGUCUGGAGGAGUCUCGCGGCAUCGAAGAGGAGCCGAGCCACCUCCCGCUGGUGGUGUGCGUCGACAAGCUGACCAAGAUUUAUAAGACGGAUAAGAAGAUGGCCCUCAACAAGCUGAGCCUCAACCUCUACGAGAACCAGGUGGUCUCCUUCCUGGGCCACAACGGAGCCGGCAAGACCACGACCAUGUCCAUCCUGACGGGGCUCUUUCCUCCCACCUCUGGCUCGGCCACCAUCUACGGGCACGACAUCCGGACAGAGAUGGACGAGAUCCGGAAGAACUUGGGCAUGUGCCCUCAGCACAACGUGCUUUUCGACAAGCUGACGGUGGAGGAGCAUCUGUGGUUCUACUCCCAACUCAAAGGCAUGGCCGAGGAGGAGAUCCUGAAGGAGAUGGAUAAGAUGAUUGAAGACCUCGAACUGACCCACAAGUGCCACUCUUUGGUGCAAACGCUUUCGGGGGGUAUGAAGAGGAAGCUCUCGGUGGCCAUCGCCUUCGUGGGAGGGUCCCGGGCGGUCAUCCUGGACGAGCCCACGGCUGGCGUGGACCCCUACGCGCGGAGGGCGAUUUGGGACCUCAUCCUGAAAUACAAGCAGGGCCGGACCAUCCUGCUCUCGACCCACCACAUGGACGAGGCCGACCUCCUGGGCGACCGCAUCGCCAUCAUCUCCCACGGGAAGCUCAAGUGCUGCGGGUCCCCCCUCUUCCUCAAGAGCACCUACGGCGAUGGGUACAAGCUGACGGUGGUCAAGAAGCAGUCCGACUCCUGGACCAACGCAGACUCUGGACAGACCCACAGCAGCCCCUCCGGCCCCUCCUCCGUCAGCCCUUGCUCCGAAGCCCGAGUCACGCAGUUCAUCAAGAAGUACGUCUCCUCGUGUCUCCUCAUCUCCAACACCAACACGGAGCUCUCCUACAUCCUCCCUUCCGAGGCGGUGAAAAAGGGCUGUUUUGAGAGGCUCUUCCAGCACCUGGAACACAGCUUAGCCGCUCUAGACUUGACCAGCUUCGGCCUGAUGGACACCACCCUGGAGGAGGUUUUCCUCAAGGUCUCGGAAGAGGACCAGUCCCUGGAGAACAGCGAUGCGGAUGUGAGAGAGUCCGACAAGGACGCCUCGCCCCUGCCUGACCCACCCCUGGCCCCCAAGCCCGAGGCCAACGGAGAGGCCCGGCGGGGCUCCGGCGUGCCUGACAAGGCGGAGGCGGACCGAGGCAGCUUGCUGGGCUCCUCCCAGUUGGCCCAGUCACAGGCCUCACUGGGGUCGCUGUCGUCGUCUUCGGCCGGCUCGGUGCGAGGCGAUGAAGGUGGGGCUUAUUCGGAGUUCUACGGGGACUAUUCCCCAUUGUUUGAUAACCCGCAAGACCCUGAUAACGUCAGCUUGCAAGACCACGAGGCCGACACCGAGGAGGACGAGCAGGUCCUGGCCGGCCAAGGCAGCGUCAAGCUGGAGGGCUCAUGGCUGAAGCUGCGCCAGUUCCACGGUCUGAUCGUCAAGCGCUUCCACUGCGCCAAGCGCAACACCAAGGCCCUCUUCUCCCAGAUCUUGCUGCCUGCCUUCUUCGUCUGCGUGGCCAUGACGGUGGCCCUCUCCGUGCCCGAGAUAGGAGACCUGCCUCCCCUCACCCUCUCGCCCUCGCAGUAUCACAAUUACACCCAGCCGAAAGGCAACUUCAUCCCGUACGCAAAUGAGGAGCGGCAUGAAUACCGGCUGAAGCUGUCCCCGGAUGCCAGCCCACAGCAGCUUGUCGGCACCUUCCACCUGCCCUCGGGGGUGGGGGCCACCUGUGUGCUGAAGACGGCCUUCAACAGCACUCUGGACCAGCUGGUCCAGUCUCUCAACCUCAACAGCAACGAGUCGAAGACCCUGGCUGCCAAAUACUUCGACGCCAUGUGCGUGGACUCCUUCACCCAGGGCCUCCCCCUCUCCAACUUUGUGCCGCCCCCGCCGUCUCCCGCCCCCUCGGACUAUCCCUUUUCCCUGGACGAGGGGCUGCUCCGGGCCUGGAACGCCACCUCCUACCCCGCGGCCGCCAAAGGGACCGUCACCUCUGCCCCGUCUUUGCCCAGCGUGGUCCACGAGCCCAUCAAGUGCACCUGCUCUAUGCAAGGCACCGGCUUCUCUUGCCCGAGCGGCGUGGGCGGCCACCCACCCCAGAUGAAGGUGGUGACGGGGGACAUCCUGGUGGACAUCACCGGCCGCAACGUCUCCGAGUACCUGCUCUACACGUCGGACCGCUUUCGGCUGCACAGGUAUGGAGCCGUGACCUUUGGCAACAUCCAGAAAUCCGUCCCAGCAUCAUUUGGCGCGGAGGCCCCUCCCAUGGUGCGCAAAAUAGCCGUCCGGAGAGUUGCCCAGGUGUACUACAAUAACAAAGGGUACCACAGCAUGCCAACGUAUCUCAACACCCUCAACAAUGCCAUACUUCGUGCCAACCUGCCCAAGAGUAGGGGGAACCCCGCGGCCUACGGGAUCACCUUGACCAACCACCCGAUGAACAAAACCAGCGCCAGCCUCUCCCUCGAUUACCUCCUCCAGGGCACGGAUGUGGUCAUCGCCAUCUUCAUCAUCGUGGCCAUGUCCUUCGUGCCGGCCAGCUUCGUGGUCUUCCUCGUGGCCGAGAAGUCCACCAAGGCUAAGCACCUCCAGUUCGUCAGUGGCUGCGACCCGGUCAUCUACUGGCUGGCUAACUAUGUCUGGGACAUGCUAAACUACCUGGUGCCGGCCACGUGCUGCAUCAUCAUCCUUUUUGUCUUUGACCUGCCGGCCUACACCUCGCCCACCAACUUCCCGGCGGUCCUCUCCCUCUUCUUGCUCUAUGGCUGGUCCAUCACGCCCAUCAUGUACCCGGCCUCCUUCUGGUUCGAGGUGCCCAGCUCCGCCUACGUCUUCCUCAUCGUCAUCAACCUCUUCAUCGGCAUCACGGCCACCGUGGCCACCUUUCUGCUUCAGCUCUUUGAGCAUGACAAGGACUUGAAAAUGGUCAACAGCUACUUGAAAAGCUGUUUCUUGAUCUUCCCGAACUAUAAUCUCGGCCACGGGCUGAUGGAAAUGGCGUACAACGAGUACAUCAACGAAUACUACGCCAAGAUUGGGCAAUUCGAUAAGAUGAAGUCGCCCUUCGAGUGGGACAUCGUGACGCGGGGCUUGGUAGCCAUGACCAUUGAAGGCUUCGUAGGCUUCUUCAUCACCAUUAUGUGCCAGUAUAAUUUCUUCCGGAAGCCGCAGCGUCUUCCCGUGUCGACCAAACCCAUAGAAGACGACGUGGACGUGGCCAAUGAGCGGCAUCGAGUCCUGCGGGGAGACGCUGACAACGAUAUGCUCAAAAUUGAGAACCUCACCAAGGUCUACAAAUCUCGCAAGAUCGGACGCAUUCUGGCCGUGGACCGCCUCUGCGUGGGGGUCCGGCCAGGAGAGUGUUUUGGCUUACUCGGGGUCAACGGGGCCGGGAAGACGACCACCUUCAAGAUGCUGACGGGGGACGAGAGUACAACGGGAGGCGAGGCCUUUGUCAAUGGACACAGCAUCUUGAAGGAGCUUCUGCAGGUGCAGCAAAGCCUGGGCUACUGCCCCCAAUUUGAUGCCCUCUUUGACGAGCUGACGGCACAGGAACAUCUGGAGCUCUUCACCCGGCUGCGGGGCAUCCCCUGGAAGGACGAGGAACGGGUGGUGAAGUGGGCCCUGAAGAAACUGGAGCUGAGCAAGUACGCGAACAAGCCUGCCAGCACUUACAGUGGGGGGAACAAGAGGAAGCUCUCUACGGCCAUCGCCCUGAUUGGCUACCCGGCCUUCAUUUUCCUGGACGAGCCAACCACAGGAAUGGACCCCAAGGCCCGACGUUUCCUGUGGAACCUCAUCUUGGACAUCAUCAAAACAGGCCGUUCGGUUGUGCUGACCUCACACAGCAUGGAAGAAUGCGAGGCACUUUGCACCCGUCUGGCCAUCAUGGUCAACGGACGCCUGAAAUGUCUAGGAAGCAUCCAGCAUCUCAAGAACAGGUUUGGGGAUGGCUACAUGAUCACAGUGCGGACGAAGUCGAGCCUCAAUGUGAAAGAGGUCGUGCGGUUCUUCAACCGGAACUUUCCAGAAGCUGUGCUUAAGGAGAGGCACCACACAAAAGUGCAAUACCAGCUGAAGUCGGAGCAGAUCUCGUUGGCCCAGGUCUUCAGCAAGAUGGAGCAGGUGGUGGACGUCCUGGGCAUCGAGGAUUACUCCGUGAGCCAGACCACCUUGGACAACGUUUUUGUGAACUUUGCCAAGAAGCAGAGCGACAACCUGGAGCAGCAGGAGGCGGGCAGCCCGGCCUGUUCGAUGGAGUCGCCUCUCCAGCGGCUGCUCAACCUGCUCCGGCCCCGAGCGGCCCCCACGGAGCUGCGGGCCCUGGUGGUGGAGGAGCCUGAGGACCUGGAGACCGACGACGAGGGACUGAUCAGCUUUGAGGAGGAGCGGGCUCAGCUCUCUUUUAACACGGACACGCUCUGCUGAGGGGGGGACAGGCGAGUGGCCCCCGCCCUUGGCUUCCGAGCCACAGAUGCCCUCCUCCAACUGGACGACCUCUGCCUCCCGUUGGCCCUUGAUGCCCCCCCUUGAACCUCCGCCGCCCGAGGCGCGAAAGAAGAGGCGUCCGAUGGGUCCCGAUUUCUCAGCGUCUGGCCUUGGUGGUUUUGCCCCACGGGGCCGAGACGGUUCCGUGUCGGCUACCGAGACCCGCAAAAGAGAUGCCGGCCGGCCGCACCGGACCCUCUCUGGAAUGUGGACGGCAGUGCCUGCACGGGAGCAGGAGGGUCUACUUUAAUGCAGGUUUGCUUCUCACACAGGCAACCCUCUUUGUAAAAAAAUUUCACCUGGAAGGUGAAAAAAGCCGGCUUAUGGCAAAAUCUUAACUUUUUCGGGGGGGGCCUCUGAAAAAGGGUCACCAUAAAUCAGAAUUGACUUGAUGGCACAAGGUGAUGAUGAUGAUGAUGAUGA
Pogona vitticeps (central bearded dragon) is the source of this 8459-nucleotide messenger RNA. Lineage: Eukaryota; Metazoa; Chordata; Lepidosauria; Squamata; Agamidae. The record is from RefSeq and is a predicted model, not a curated record.